This is a messenger RNA of Cloeon dipterum, 6467 nucleotides long. RefSeq names its product ATPase phospholipid transporting 8B (gene ATP8B). Bases 228 to 4421 code for a protein of 1397 amino acids. The transcript is spliced from 22 exons. The record is from RefSeq and is a predicted model, not a curated record. NCBI's taxonomy places the organism in Eukaryota, Metazoa, Arthropoda, Insecta, Ephemeroptera, Baetidae. Gene Ontology annotation, cellular component: trans-Golgi network; plasma membrane. Gene Ontology annotation, molecular function: magnesium ion binding; ATP hydrolysis activity; ATP binding. Gene Ontology annotation, biological process: phospholipid translocation; Golgi organization.
CCGCAGUAGAGUGCGGAACGUGCGGCGAGCAGGCCGAUAUUUCGAGAUGGCAGCAGCAGCGGCGGCCCCCGAGCGCCCCACAGCCGCCCCCGGCCGGCCCCCGCGCCGGCCCCGCUGGUGAUGCGCGUCGUCCGCGAGUGAGAGCACAAAAACUGGAUCUCCCGAUCGGCGGCGGCGCCGGCGGCGUGGCGUCGCCGCGCCGCACCAGGGCGCCGCUAUGCCGCCUCAUGGAGGAGGACGAGGACUCGUUCGAACUCGAGGUGUUCGAGGUCGACGAGCCGGCCACGCCGGACGAGGCCCGGCCGCCGCCGCGCCGCCACCGCCGCCGCCGCCGCGCCCGCAGCUUCGGCGGCAGCGGCGGCCCCCAGCGCUCGCGCUCCUCCGUCUCCGUCUGCUCUUCGUCGACGGCACGUGGCGACCAGCCGCUCGUCCCGCCCGCCACCCCCGAAACCCCAGGCGGCCCCCCGGACGCGGCGCGCCCCUCAAGCACCUUCAGGUCCAGUCUGCUGAGCGUGCUGGGCAAACUGGUCGUCUGGAAGAGCUCGUCGUCGGCGUCGGCGCGCCACCGGGCGCCGUCGACCCCUUCGCCCUCGUCGGCCACGGAGCAGCCCCCGCCACAGGAUUCGUGCGAGUACCUGCGGGGCUUCCUCACCUUCGAGACGGAGAGGCGGAUACGGGCUAACGACCGAGAGUUCAACGCGCAAUUCCACUACGCUAACAACUACAUCAAAACGUCCAAGUAUUCGGUGCUGACAUUCCUGCCGCUCAAUCUGUUUGAGCAGUUCCAGAGGCUUGCCAAUUUCUAUUUCCUCUGCCUGUUGGUGCUGCAGAUGAUCCCAGCCAUCUCGUCACUCACGCCCGUCACCACUGCCGUGCCCCUCAUCGGAGUGCUCGCCCUCACGGCCGUCAAAGACGCCUACGACGACUACCAAAGACAUGUGAGCGACUCGCAAGUAAACAACCGGAAGUCGCUGACACUGCGCAACGGCAAGCUGGUCGAGGACAAAUGGGCCCAAGUGCAGGUGGGCGACGUCAUCCGAAUGGAGAACGACCAGUUCGUCGCGGCGGACAUGCUGCUCCUCUCCACCAGCGAGCCCAACGGCCUUUGUUACAUUGAGACUGCGGAGUUGGACGGGGAAACAAAUCUUAAAUGCCGGCAGUGCCUGUUAGAAACUGCAGAAAUGGGUCAGGAUGACGCCAGAAUUGGUGCCUUCAACGGAGAGAUCUUGUGCGAGACUCCCAACAACCUCCUUAACAAGUUUGAGGGCGUCCUUACGUGGCAGGGCAAAUCCUAUGCCCUGGAUAAUGACAAAGUGGUGCUCCGCGGAUGCGUUUUGAGGAACACCCAGUGGUGCUACGGACUGGUCAUAUUCGCCGGGAAAGACACCAAACUGAUGCAGAACUCGGGCAAGACCAAGUUCAAACGCACAAGUAUCGAUAGAUUGCUGAACUUCAUUAUCAUAGGGAUUGUAUUUUUUCUACUGUCCAUGUGCCUGUUCUGUACGAUCGCCUGUGGGUUUUGGGAAACGAUCACAGGCCGUCACUUCCAAAUCUACCUGCCGUGGGACAAACUGGUUCCCACCGACCCCACCGAGGGUGCCACUGUGAUAGCUUUACUUGUUUUCUUCUCGUACGCCAUAGUCCUCAACACCGUCGUGCCUAUUUCUCUCUAUGUCAGUGUGGAGGUGAUCAGGUUUGUCCAGAGUUUUCUGAUCAACUGGGACGAGCACAUGUACCACGAGAAAAGCGGCACGUCGGCCAAAGCACGAACAACGACCCUGAACGAAGAGCUCGGUCAGAUCGAGUACAUUUUCUCGGACAAAACUGGAACCCUCACACAAAACAUAAUGACCUUCAACAAAUGCUCGAUCGGUGAAAAGUGUUAUGGAGACAUCAUCGACGAACAAACCGGCGAAGUUUUGGAGCUCGCAGAGGGCCGCGUGGAGAACGCGAGCAGCCUGAGCAGUCUGCCAGGCGCGACGCCGCCGUCCACCUUUGUGCAGCUGCACAAUGGAUUGACAAGCAAGAGCCCCUCGGCGCCGGGCACUUUGGCCAUCAGAGUCUCAGGCACGGUUCCAAUUGACUUCUCCGCCAACCCAGACUACGAGCCAGAAUUCAAGUUCUACGACAAGAGUCUGCUGGAGGCGGUGCGCAGGAAAGACGAGACGGUGCACAGCUUCUUCAAGCUGCUCGCGUUGUGCCACACGGUGAUGCCCGACGAAAAGAGCGGCAGACUCGAGUACCAAGCGCAGUCGCCGGACGAAGCGGCUCUCGUGUCGGCUGCCCGCAAUUUCGGCUUCGUCUUCAAAGAGCGCAGCCCCAACAGCAUCACCAUCGACGUCAUGGGCGAAAGAGAGGUUUACGAACUGCUUUGCAUUCUGGAUUUCAACAACGUGCGCAAGAGAAUGUCCGUGAUUCUGCGGAAGGACGGCAAACUGCGCCUUUUCUGCAAAGGGGCCGACAACGUCAUUUACGAGAGGCUCAAGAACAAUAGCGAUUCGAGAAAGAUAAAAACGCAGGACCACUUGAACAAAUUCGCCGGGGAAGGGUUGAGGACUUUGUGUUUGGCUGUGCGAGACUUGGACGACGACUUUUUCAACGACUGGAAGAACAGGCACCAAGCAGCGGCGCUCUCGCUGGACAACAGGGACGAAAAACUGGACGCCAUCUACGAAGAAAUCGAAAAAGACAUGGAACUGCUGGGCGCGACGGCCAUCGAGGACAAACUGCAGGACGGCGUGCCGCAGGCCAUCUCUAAACUAGCGCAGGCGGGAAUCAAAAUUUGGGUCCUCACCGGCGACAAACAAGAAACGGCGAUCAACAUCGGCUACUCGUGUCAGCUGCUGACGGACGACAUGGCCGAGGUGUUCAUCGUGGACGCGCACACCUUCGAAGAAGUGGAGCUGCAGUUGGGCAAGCUGAAAGAGGCGAUCAGCAAUUUGGAAAAAAGCGACGGCGUUAACGGAGGCCCCACCGCAGUUAGCGUGGUCACUUUCAGGUGGGGCAAGGAGCAAAGCGAGAGUGACUAUCAGCACGGUUGCAGCGUGGAAGAGCCGGAAAUCAGCGGCGGAAUCGCCUUGGUCAUCAACGGCCACUCGCUGGUCCACGCGCUGCACCCGAAACUGGAGAAAAUCUUCCUCGAAGCCGCCUCACAAUGCAAAUCUGUGAUAUGCUGUAGAGUGACGCCUUUGCAGAAGGCAAUGGUGGUCGAACUGAUCAAAAAGAACAAACAUGCUGUGACGCUGGCGAUUGGAGACGGCGCCAACGACGUUUCCAUGAUUAAAGCUGCGCAUAUUGGCGUGGGAAUCAGCGGACAAGAGGGAAUGCAAGCUGUGCUCGCGUCCGACUAUAGUCUGCCGCAGUUCCGCUUUCUGGAAAGACUGCUGCUGGUGCACGGCCGCUGGUCCUACUUCCGGAUGUGCAAAUUCCUGCGCUACUUCUUCUACAAGAACUUCGCGUUCACCCUCUGCCACUUUUGGUUUGCAUUUUUCUGCGGCUUCAGCGCCCAGACUCUGUUCGACCCCAUUUUCAUUUCGUUCUACAACCUGUUCUACACGGCACUGCCAGUCAUGUCGUUGGGCGUGUUCGAUCAAGACGUCAACGACAAGAACAGCCUGAGUUACCCCAAAUUAUACGCGCCGGGCCACCAGGACCUGCUUUUCAACAAAAAGGAGUUCCUCAAAUCCGCCAUGCACGGCUUCUUCACUUCCUGCAUUCUCUUCCUCGUUCCAUAUGGCACGUACCUCGACGGCGUUUCCCCCAAGGGCCACGCGUUGUCCGACCACAUGCUCUUCGGCAGCGUGGUGGCGACGAUUUUGAUCAUCGUAGUGACCGCCCAGAUAGCGCUGGACACCGCCUACUGGACGUGGUGGAGCCACUUCACCAUUUGGGGCUCGCUUUGUAUUUAUUUCGCCUUCACAUUCAUCACCAAUUACGUUUUUGGUGGAUCCUACGUCGGCUCUUUAUCAAAGGCGAUGAUAGAGCCGACUUUUUGGUUCACAACCAUCCUCACAGUUACGUUAUUGAUUGUCCCGGUGUUAGCCUGGCGCUUCUACUUCGUCGACGUCAAGCCAACACUUUCUGACAGAGUCAGACUCAAACAAAGACUUGAAUCACUCAGAUCUCGCCAAUCGCAAGACAUUCUUCGAACCCCGUCGGCGCGGCGGACCCGGCGGUCGAUCCGCUCGGGCUACGCGUUCGCCCACCAGGAGGGCUUCGGCCGGCUCAUCACGUCCGGGAAAAUCAUGCGCAAGAUUCCUCGGCCCAACACGGACUUUUCAUUCCCGCUGAGUUUCGGCUCGACGAUCGGCGCGUCGCUGAGUCCGCGCAAGCCAGUGGUGGCGACGAGCAGUUCGUCGAGCGCCGGCGCCUUCAACAACCUCGCGCCGCCCGAAAUCCCCGGCUUCAACGAACAGUCGUGAUUUUUGUGAUAGAACUCGUCGCCGUUCCGUUCGGCCCCGCGAACUUGCUGCGCUUUCGCAACCAGAACGGCGCUUUUCUAUUCGAUUCCGUAGUGUGCAUCACCAAAACUUGUCUCACGUCGGUUGUGACCGCAACAAGCUAAAAAGAAAAAAGGUUGUCUGUGCGUGCGUGCGUUGGAUUGGAUGAGAGCCAUUUGUAUCAUACGUUAUUGAUUAUCAUUAGCACAUAGACACCUUCAACAGAGAUGAAGCACUCACCGGACUCCAUUUUCCCGCCAAAAGAACCUCACGUUAAAUUGCUUGGUGUCUACUUGCAGUUUAAGAGAUAAACAAUCGUAGAAAUGCAUAAAAUGUUGAUUGAAAUCGAUUUAAAACAGGCAAAUCGGAAAAAAGCAGCAAGAAUUCUUUGCGUUAAACAAUCCUCGACGCUGAUUGGCUGCACGUCAGCAGCUCCCACGCAAUGUACAACACGUUGUGCAACCGCUACAGCGUGCAUCCAAUCAGCAUCGAGAAUUCUUCAAGCUGAAGAAUUCUUGCUUUUAUCUUACGUGUUAACGAAUUCGCAAUUGAAAGUUAGUUUAAAUACUGUUAAAAACAUACAAAUAAUAGGGAAAACAACAAAAAUUCUUUGCUUGAUGAAUCCUCGACGCUGAUUGGCUGCACGCAACAUGUAUGUCAGCUGAGCUUCCGCGCAAUUUACAACACAUUAUGCAACCGCGGGAGAUGCAGAUAUGCGCGUUGCUUGCAGCCAAUCAGCGUCGAGGAUUUUUAGAGCUAAGAAUUCUUGCUGCUUUUUCAAAUUUGCGUGCGUUAUAUCAACUUUUUACGUGUUUCUGCAAUUUUAAAUCGAAAGAUUAAUUCAUCAGCUGUAAGUAGAAUGGUUAGCGAUUUAUUUAGGCGGGAAAAUGGCGUUGGGCGAAUUUUUUGAAUGCAAUUAUCUCUGUUUAUGGUGUCUAUAAUCAUUAAAAACACUCGCGCGCGCGGAAUUGUCAUAUCAGUCGAUUUUUUAUACCGAUUAAUUCUAGUACAAUGAUUAUUAAGCAGGUGAACAAUUGCGGACAAAGUCAAAUUUCAGAGUUGUUUAUUUUAAAGCGCGGGAAAAAAUGCCAAAUUAUUUUACUACUUGAUAAGUGUGAGUUAAAUCUAGUUGUGUGACCUUUAACCCUUUCACUGAAGCUGGUCUCAGGAUUUUAAUAGUUGUGUCACCCUUCAAAGUGCUUGCCUGUUAUGUUCAUUUUGCAUUUUUUACGUUGAAUUUAAUUGUAAUCGGAACAAAAUCGAAAUUGAAAACAGCCCGGCCGCUGUUUGCCAUAGUGUUAGAAGACGUGGUCAUGUGAAAAAUCUUUCAAAUUGAGGCAAAAGAGACAUUUUAAACUUCCCUUUUUUAUUUAGCUCCUUAAAAACAAUUUAAAAUUUGCCGAGCCCAAGAUUUAACUUUUUUCACUAGGCAAUGUCUGAAAAAUUAUUUAUUGAUCCGUUGAAAGUGGGAGUCUGGUGAGCCAGAAAAGUGGAGUGAUGGAAGACUGUGCUGUAGCACUUCUAUUCUGUUCUGUUCUUUCUUUCCCCUUUCGGUAGAGAAGAGACGACGCGACUUGAAACAUGCUUUCAAUAAACAAAUCGAUUGGAUUGUGCACAAAAAGUUUUACAUGCUGUUGAAAAUCAUGUUGCAAAUUUUUACUAUUGAUCAUCGCAAAUAAUAUAUAUAAAUCAUGUUUGAUAAUACACACACACACAUCGUGUAAAUAAUGUGUUUUCAGUUCCUCGUUGCUGCUCGGGAUCAAUAAGUUUCGUUCCUUUACAAAUUCGGUGGAUAGAGGCUGUGCUUGUGCUUUUUUUCUGUAUUUCUGCUCAGUUCAACGACUACGAAUCGCCUCUUUUGUACACACAGCAAACACAAAAAUUAUUUAGCCAAACCGUACUUGCCUAAAUGAUAUAUUAUAAUAUAUAUUAUGUAUAUAAAGUUAGCGAUCCUGUCUUGUUGCAAUCAAUAUUUUUCUAUUUAUAGAUUUCUGUUUCUUUGACCAAAUAAAUCAUCAUAUUGAAAAA